Messenger RNA from Aplysia californica (California sea hare), 1317 nucleotides. RefSeq names its product inositol phosphoceramide mannosyltransferase 2-like. NCBI's taxonomy places the organism in Eukaryota, Metazoa, Mollusca, Gastropoda, Aplysiida, Aplysiidae. Gene Ontology annotation, molecular function: mannosyltransferase activity. The record is from RefSeq and is a predicted model, not a curated record. The transcript is spliced from 2 exons. The coding region runs from base 210 to 1286 and encodes 358 amino acids. Gene Ontology annotation, biological process: mannosyl-inositol phosphorylceramide biosynthetic process.
UUGAUAAUUUAAUUUUUUUUUAAACUCCUGCGUGUUGCAGAGUUGCAGCCCUUUCUAGUUUCUAAUACUGCUGCAACUGCAAGCAAGUAGCCUCUAAGUUGAAGGAAGAAUAAACAUGCCGGAGCGCAGCAGACCGACCCAUCGAUUAUAACGAGUGCAAAAGUUGAAUAAAUGGAUACACAAUAAGUCUCGUAUAUUAAAAGUGUGAGAUGCGGAUUCGAAACGUACCAGUGCUCAGGCUUUUUCUUGGGUUUGAUAAACGGAAACAGAGACGCAUCACAGUUUUGAUAGGGGCUUUUUUGUUCCUUGUCUCAUUACAUUUUAUUUUAAAGUGGGAUGCAAGUAAUCAUGAAAGCAACUUUGCAAAUUUGGACAUUGACAUUCCUGAGAACUUUGUGCCAGUGCGAGUGACUGAAAGGGAACCACUACCGGUGAGUGGCUCUAGUAAAAUACCAAAGAUAAUUCACCAGACAUGGAAGGAUGUUGAUGUUCCCAUCCAGUUUUCUGACUGGAUUAAAUCUUGGCUGUCUCUUCAUCCAGACUGGGAGUACUGGCUAUGGACUGACUCUGAUGCGGAGCAGCUCAUUGCUGAGAAGUAUCCAUCCUUCUUGGAGAUAUUCAAAGGUUACACACAACCAAUUAGAAAAGCUGAUGCCCUUCGCUACUUUGUUUUGUAUGAGUAUGGAGGACUUUAUGUUGAUAUGGACAUGGAAGCGCUAACACCAAUCGACCCAUUGACUCAGAAGUAUUCUUGUUUCAUUGGACAGGAACCAUACGAGCAUCCUAUUUUGGAUACUAAUUUUGAAAAGCUGUUAAUUAAUGCUUUGAUUGGUUGCCGGAAGGGUCAUCCCUUCAUGAAAAUGUUGAUUGACUCAUUACCAGCCUAUUCCAUCAUGUGGAAUUAUUUAGACAGUACAGGUCCUCAUUUUGUGACCUCAGUGUUCCGACAAUAUGAAGCCAAUGUCCCAAUGCUUGAAGACGAUGAUGGCUUUGUUUAUGUCACUCCGUCAGAAUACUUUUAUCCAUUUAUUGAUCCUGACAAAUUGAAGUACAUGUUUUCUCUUUGCAGUGAUCACCAAAAACUAACAACUUUGCAGUUGAAGGCUUGUAGAAACUUGAAAUUUAAAUACCUACCUGAAAACUCGAUUGAUUUGAAAGAGAUAGCAUUUACUAAUCAUCACUGGUACCAUACUUACUUAAGAAAAAUGUUUUCUACAGCUGACAGAUAUGUGUCCAUAUAUUUAUUAAUUCCAAGGGUGAAAACUUACAACUUGCACAAACCUUGAUUGUAGUAGUAAUUAUAGAGUUCACACUCUC